Messenger RNA from Mugil cephalus (flathead mullet), 1870 nucleotides. Its product is annotated as importin subunit alpha-1-like. The coding region runs from base 128 to 1708 and encodes 526 amino acids. Gene Ontology annotation, molecular function: protein binding; nuclear import signal receptor activity. Gene Ontology annotation, cellular component: cytoplasm; nucleus. Gene Ontology annotation, biological process: NLS-bearing protein import into nucleus. NCBI's taxonomy places the organism in Eukaryota, Metazoa, Chordata, Actinopteri, Mugiliformes, Mugilidae. The record is from RefSeq and is a predicted model, not a curated record. The transcript has 11 exons.
CAAGUUUAAGAAAAAACAGGGCGGUAUUUACACGACGUCACGCUCUUUGUAAAAAAAAAAAAAGUCAAGAAAGCUGAAAGGCGGUUUCCAGUAACAGUAGCGGAAUCGAUUGUCUUAACGGUCAGGAAUGUCAGCUGGCAACGACAACGGAGAUCGCCUCAACCAGUUCAAAAACAAAGGGAAGGAUGCCAAUGAGCUCAGGCGUAGGAGAGCGGAAGUCAACGUGGAGCUCCGAAAAGCAAAAAAAGAUGAUCAGAUCCUGAAACGGAGAAACGUUCAAAGCCUUGUUGACGAUCCGAUUUCACCUCUUCAAGAAAAAGAUCCCAAUGCACAGCCUCAUCAGCACUGGUCUGUAGAGGAGAUUGUAGGAGGUAUAAGCAGCCAGAAUGUAGACUUCCAACUGCAGGCUACGCAAGCAGCAAGAAAACUCCUGUCCAGGGAAAAGCACCCACCCAUUGACAAAAUCAUUGCUGCUGGCCUCAUCCCAAAGUUUGUUAGUUUUCUGGCGUUGUCUGAAUGCCCGCCCAUCCAGUUUGAGGCUGCCUGGGCCCUGACAAACAUCGCCUCAGGUACCUCAGACCAGACCUCUGCUGUAGUGGAAGGAGGGGCCAUUCCAGCCUUUAUAAACCUGGUGACAUCACCCCAUCAGCACAUCAGCGAGCAAGCUAUUUGGGCCCUGGGGAACAUCGCAGGUGAUGGAUCCAAUUACAGAGACCUAGUUAUCAAACAUGGUGGUCUCCAUCCACUCCUAGCCUUGCUAGCAACCCCUGACCUGUCUGUGUUUCCUUCUGGCUACCUUCGUAACGUCACCUGGACACUUUCCAACCUGUGUCGGAACAAGAACCCCGCCCCUCCUCUACCUGCGGUGCAGCAGCUGCUUCCUGCCCUGGUGCACCUCCUCCACCACGAUGACAGGGAAGUCCUGGCUGACACCUGCUGGGCUGUUUCCUAUCUGACUGAUGGCACCAAUGAGAGAAUAGAGGUGGUGGUGCAAGCUGGCCUGGUGCCCCGUCUAGUUCAGCUCCUGGCUUGUGGAGAGCUCUCCAUUAUGACUCCAGCUCUGCGGUCGCUUGGCAACAUUGUGACUGGGACAGAUGAGCAGACCCAGUCUGUGCUAAAUGCAGGUGCUCUGGCAAUGUUCCCAAACCUGCUACGCCACCACAAGCCCAACAUCCAGAAAGAAGCAGCCUGGACAAUUUCCAACAUCACUGCUGGCAAAGAAACCCAGAUUCAGGAAGUCAUCAAUGCAGGCCUGAUUCCCAUACUGGUGGAGGUCCUCCAGCAGGGAGACUACAAAACCCAGAAGGAGGCAGCGUGGGCUGUCACCAAUUAUACAAGUGGUGGAACAGUGGAGCAAGUGGCCUACCUGGUUCAGUGCAAUGUGCUAGAGCCUCUGCUCAGUCUACUGACAGUCAAAGAUGGAAAGAUGAUCUUGGUCAUCCUGGAUGCAAUCUACAAUAUUUUACAUAUGGCAUACAAAACAGGGGACAUUGAGAAAUUGUGUCUAAUGAUUGAGGAGCUGGGUGGUUUGGACAAGAUCGAGGCACUGCAAUCCCAUGACAAUGAAGCAGUGUACAAGUCCUCUCUCAACAUCAUUGACAAAUUCUUUUCUGAGGAGAAUGAAGAUGAUCAGUCUGUCGUUCCUGAGGCUGGUGGAGACUGCUAUACCUUCCAGUUUUCCAAUGACCAAAGUACUUUCCAGUUUUAACACGUUGAAUAUGUUACUUGUAACAUAAAAGAGUAUCCUUAUCUUGUGGGAGAUUUUUUUUUGUAUUAUUUUUUAGACAUUUAUACUUUGUACAUGACAGUACAAAAACAAAAUAUGGUUGUUUCACAGAAAUAUUUGUAAAUAAAUUUUAUCCAUACUUAA